AUGAACAAUCACGACUCUUUAUCUAAAACCACGGUUAAUAUUCGUAAGGGAACAUGGAAACUCAGAGAGAAUAUUAAGGCAAAUGCGUUGGUGGCGGUGAAAGAAUCCCUGGGCUUUAAAGAACUCGGACCCAGCUCGCACAAAAGCAGAGGAAUAGCAUGGAAAAGAGCAGGGGAGCUGUGCUCAAAACCACAAUUCAUCGUCGGUGGAGCUACACGGACAGAUAUCUGUCAAGGAGCUCUAGGUGACUGCUGGCUGCUAGCUGCCAUUGCUUCUCUGACCCUGAAUGAGGAAGUUCUGGCACGAGUGGUGCCUGCUGGACAGGGUUUUGGUGACAAUUAUGCUGGAAUCUUCCAUUUCCAGUUCUGGCAGUUUGGUGAGUGGGUGGAUGUUGUCAUUGAUGACCGGCUGCCGGUGAAAGAUGGCGAGCUGGUUUUUGUUCACUCUGCCGAGGGAAACGAGUUCUGGAGCGCCCUGCUGGAGAAGGCCUAUGCUAAGUUAGUGUUUGUGUGUGUUGUUUCUUGUUUUAUUCUAUGCAAUGGAGGCUCCACCAGUGAGGGUUUUGAAGAUUUCACUGGAGGCAUCGCUGAGAGCUACGAGCUGAGUAAAGCGCCGUCCAACAUGUUUCAGAUCAUCCAGAAAGCCUUGGAGGCUGGAGCUUUGCUGGGCUGCUCCAUCGACAUUACUAGUGCUGCUGAUUCAGAAGCCGUCACCCGCCAGAAGCUGGUGAAAGGCCACGCUUACUCUCUAACGGGGGUGACCGAGGUGAACUAUCGUGGCCGCAAGGAGAAGCUGGUUCGUAUGCGUAACCCUUGGGGGCAGGUGGAGUGGACCGGAGCCUGGAGUGAUAGUUCAUCCGAAUGGAACAGUAUUACUGCUUCAGAGCGGCCGAACGCCAACGCUGAGGAUGGAGAAUUCUGGAUGUCAUUCUCAGAGUUCCUUAGCCAUUACUCUCGUAUAGAGAUCUGCACUCUGACCCCGGACGCCAUCACCAGCGAUUCGAUUAAAUACUGGGCCGUGUCCAACCACGACGGCACAUGGAGGAAAGGCUCCACCGCUGGGGGUUGCAGAAACAACCCUUACACAUUCUGGAUGAAUCCUCAGUAUGUGAUUAAGCUGAAUGAUGAAGAUGACGAUCCGGAUGAUAAUGAGGUGGGCUGCAGUUUCGUGGUGGGUUUGAUCCAGAAGAACCGCCGCCGUCUGAGGAAAGCGGGAGAGGACAUGCAUACUAUCGGCUUUGCUAUUUAUGAGUUACCUUCGCAGUUUCACGGUCAGCGCGACGUACACCUCGAUAAGAACUUCUUCCUGACGCACGCACAGAAAGCUCGCUCUGAGACUUUCGUUAACCUGAGGGAGGUCUGCACGCGCUUCAAGCUGCCGCCAGGAGAGUACCUCGUUGUCCCGUCCACCUUCGAAGCCAACCAGGAUGGAGACUUUUGCCUGCGCGUCUUUUCCGAAAAACAGACCGAAACACUACCAUGUGAUGACCCUGUGGAUGCUGAAUUACCUGAUGAGUCUGUCUCAGACGACGAAGUUGAUUCUGGAUUCAGAGGCAUGUUCGUAAAACUUGCUGGAGCUGACAUGGAAAUCUCAGCCACAGAGCUCACAACUAUCUUAAACAAAAUCAUCGCGAAACGAACUGACAUAAAGACAGACGGCUUCAGUUUGGAGACGUGUCGUAUCAUGGUGAACCUCAUGGAUGACAGUGGGAAUGGAAAACUGGGUUUGGGAGAAUUCGCUACUCUGUGGAAGAAAAUUCAGCGAUACCUUGGAAUUUACAAGAAGAAUGACAUGGAUAAUUCAGGAACCAUAAGCACUCCAGAAAUGCGCUUGGCGCUGAAAGAAGCCGGUUUCACUCUUAAUAACACUAUAUUUCAGCUACUGGUAGCACGUUACGCCGAGACAGACAUGACUCUUGACUUCGAUAACUAUGUGGCCUGCCUCAUGCGUCUGGAGAUGAUGUUCCGGGUAUUCAAAAGGCUGGAUCCCCACCAAAGUGGCUUCAUUGAGCUGGACUUUCAACAGUGGCUGAACUUCACUAUGAUUUAGAUGACUCGUUGCCAGACCAAACCACUCAAGAGUGAAUUAUUAUGAUUACGUGUCAAAUUUUUUGAAAUAAGUAUUUACUUUUAUUUUUUAAAUUGUCUAUUGCACUUUUGAUCUGUCUUACUUACUAAAGUGUUGCAUGAUUUUAUUAGCCUACGUUUGACAUUGCCACACUAUUUUCGUUUACAAAUGCAAGCAUCCUUGAACAAGGAGAAACCACUGUGUAAUAAAAACGUGUGUGUGCACUAUUAUGUGUUUUCUCUUCAAAGGACAUUAUUAAACACUUUUGAAACUGUA
Sinocyclocheilus grahami is the source of this 2343-nucleotide messenger RNA. RefSeq names its product calpain-2 catalytic subunit-like. Gene Ontology annotation, cellular component: cytoplasm. Gene Ontology annotation, molecular function: calcium-dependent cysteine-type endopeptidase activity; calcium ion binding. The record is from RefSeq and is a predicted model, not a curated record. The transcript has 22 exons. NCBI's taxonomy places the organism in Eukaryota, Metazoa, Chordata, Actinopteri, Cypriniformes, Cyprinidae. The coding region runs from base 1 to 2049 and encodes 682 amino acids. Gene Ontology annotation, biological process: proteolysis.